Haliotis rufescens (red abalone) is the source of this 1133-nucleotide messenger RNA. RefSeq names its product vitelline envelope sperm lysin receptor-like. The transcript is spliced from 10 exons. Lineage: Eukaryota; Metazoa; Mollusca; Gastropoda; Lepetellida; Haliotidae. The record is from RefSeq and is a predicted model, not a curated record. Bases 77 to 1072 code for a protein of 331 amino acids.
GAAUCCUAACCAUUUAUCGCUAUCCCAAGGCCAGACUCACAGUUGCGUCAGAGCGGAUGGACGAGGGACGGCGAACAUGUGUAGGUGUGCAGUCGUCAUCGUUUUAACCGUCUUUGUGACCAUGCCCAAAGCUGCAAUACCGAGAGGAUACAUAGUGCAGGUGACCCCCUCGUGUGGCAGCGAUGGCAUCUCGGACGCGCUAGUGACGGUUAUAACUGAUCUUCAAGCUGAAGCCUGGGGCAAGUGUUCGGGGGCUACGUCGGUACCGUUCACCAGUUCCGAUGGAGUCCACUUCACCCUACCAGUCUCCUACCCACAAGGGUCGUCCCUCUGCAAGUUCAAUGAACUUGGCAACUCGACAAAGGGGUACACAAUGAAGGUGAUCGUUUCUUAUGGUGAAUCCAGCAACCCUCUCCAUCAAGUAGAGGAAGAGUACCGAGUCACGUGUACAUUUGGAAGCAGUGGCCAGAGUGGCAGCAAACAACACCGCAUUGGUGACAGCCUUAUCGCGCCAUCCGUCCUGAAGAACAACGUGGGUCCUGGGUCCAAGGCAAAGGUAAAUCUUGUGGUGAGCAGUGUGACCGGGGGCGACCUCUCAGCUACACCCCUCAAGCUGGGCAGGAUAGUCACCCUCGCUGCUACUGCCACCACGAGCGGAAGUGAAGUUGGCGUCCGGCCGACGUCGUGUGACGCCAUCAGCGGUCAGCGCCGUUACGCCAUUCUGAGAGCAGGAUGCGGAGAUGGAAUCGUGUUCAACACAACUGAUGGUUUUGUGACUAAAGGCCUGACCACCAGGAGUCCCUACUUUCAAACAUUCGCCAUGGGAGGGGACCGCAGCAUGAAUUUCGAAUGUAACUUCACACUGUGCAGCAACAACUGUGACGGGAGUUCCUGCAUCAAUGGAAGAAAACGACGAUAUCUACUGGUUGAAUCAAACAAAGAAGACAACUUGUUCGAAUUGAUGGCACAGUCCAUCCCGAUGACGCGGCCGAGCGUUGGUAAGGAGCCACAGCAUCACCCAAAAGACGUUCGAAAAGACACUGUCAGAAGGUCUCUGUUGAGCAAACGCUGAGAAUUGUUUAUUUUACAACACGUUAAUUUGUUGUUUUGGUAAUAAAAUGAAAGUUACAAUU